AUGCCAUUCGCCCAGCUGGUCAUCGGACCUCCCGGAGCUGGAAAAUCCACAUAUUGCAAUGGCAUGCACCAGUUCUUAGGCGCCGUCGGCCGGAAAUGCUCCAUUGUAAACCUCGACCCCGCCAACGACAAGACCUCAUACCCGUGCGCGCUGGACGUGCGCGACCUUGUGACUCAGGAAGAGGUCAUGGAUGAGGAUAAUUUGGGUCCUAAUGGAGCUACUUUAUAUGCACUCGAGGAACUGGAGGAAAACUACUCUUGGUUAGAGGAAGGACUGAAAGAGCUCGGAGAGGAUUAUGUUCUAUUUGACUGCCCUGGACAAGUAGAGCUGUUCACACACCAUUCGUCUCUACGAAACAUCUUUUACAAGAUUCAAAAGCUUGGCUACCGAGUUCGUAUCAGUCCGAAAACAUAUCAAGAGAGUACCUUACUUACCAUACAUGCGCAACAGUUAAUAGUAAUUCAUCUCGUUGACUCUUACACUCUCACCCUUCCUUCAAUGUACAUCUCUGCUCUCCUCCUUUCCCUGCGCGCCAUGCUCCAACUCGACCUCCCACAUCUCAAUGUUCUCACCAAAAUCGACAACCUCUCCAAUUACAACGACCUCCCUUUCAAUCUGGACUUCUACACUGAAGUCCAAGACCUCUCAUAUCUCCUUCCGCACCUAGAGGCUGAAAACUCUCAGCUCACAAACACCAAAUUCGGUGCUCUAAACGAAGCCAUCAUUUCGCUUGUGGAGGAAUUUGGACUUGUCAGCUUCGAGACACUGGCUGUCGAGGAUAAGAAGAGCAUGAUGAAUCUGCUGCGCGCUAUUGAUCGUGCGUCAGGGUAUGCAUUUGGACCUGCGGAGGGUGCAAACGACUCUGUCUGGCAGGUUGCUGUCCGAGAGGGCAUGGGUGUUACAGAUGUGAGGGAUGUGCAAGAGCGAUGGCUUGAUGCAAAGGACGAAUAUGACGACAUGGAAAGAGAAAAUUUGAAGGAGGAAGCGAGAAUGCGCGAGGAGGCUCACAAGGCUGUCAAUGGGGACCCGGAUGAAUUGGAUGAAGACGAGGAACUGGCAAAUUGGAAAGGUCCAAUGCCGGAUAGCGGGAUAAAAGUGCGCCGGAAGGCAUGA
Molecule: messenger RNA, 1113 nt
Organism: Penicillium odoratum
Lineage: Eukaryota; Fungi; Ascomycota; Eurotiomycetes; Eurotiales; Aspergillaceae
Product: GTPase GPN2
Exons: 2
Coding region: 1-1113 (370 amino acids)
Cellular component (GO): cytoplasm
Molecular function (GO): GTPase activity
Source: RefSeq, a predicted model, not a curated record